This is a messenger RNA of Phragmites australis (common reed), 756 nucleotides long. Its product is annotated as rapid alkalinization factor-like. The record is from RefSeq and is a predicted model, not a curated record. NCBI's taxonomy places the organism in Eukaryota, Viridiplantae, Streptophyta, Magnoliopsida, Poales, Poaceae. Bases 88 to 483 code for a protein of 131 amino acids. The transcript has a single exon.
UCGCUCUUCUCCCACACCGAACGCGCCUAGCUCCGUUUCUUUUCUUGGUCCUCGGCCACACGAUCGGGCCCUGCAGAUACAUUCGCCAUGGCGCAGCUGCUCCGUGCCGCCGUCCUCCUCCUGCCGCUGGCCCUGUCCGUCUUCGCGCUCGCCGCCCCUGCGUCGGCCAUGAAGGGCGCCGGCGACCUGGGCCAGCUGGGCGCGGUCGUGAUGCGGCGCGGCGGGCGGACGUGCCGGGGCACGGUGGGCGAGUGCAUGGAGUACUUCGACGUGGACGCGGAGGGCGAGGGCGACGUGGCGGCGAUGGUCACCGGGAAGCGUCGCGUGCUGCAGAGCGGGUCCGGUUACAUCGGCUACGACGCGCUGCGGCGGGACAGCGUGCCGUGCUCGCAGCGCGGCGCCUCCUACUACAACUGCCAGCCCGGCGCCGAGGCCAACCCCUACUCACGCGGCUGCAGCGCCAUCACCCAGUGCAGGGGCUAGCUGCCUUCAUCGCUCUAGCUAAUCGCAGCAAAGGCUAAUCAAUCGCUGCUUGAUGGUAAUGUUUAAUUAAGAGUUUGAGACACGGAGGUCGUCGUGCCUGCUGCUCUUGUCCGGCUGAGGCAUGACUGAUCCAUAUGAUUGUGCAGUGGAUGUGUGUCUAUUCUGUUCUAGCUUCCUCAAGGGUGAAAAUAAAAAAAGUAAUUAUGACUGUGUAAUUCUGGUGUCUCUGGUUUUACAGCCAAUGAAUCUCCAGUGUCUCUCAUGUUUCUCUCA